ACACGGACCUUAGAGACUUUCUUUACGGUCACCAACGAUCGGCGGGCUUAGUCGAGUAGCGACGAGCCAUGCAUUAGCGCAAAAUCGCGCAAUGUAUGCCAUCACCCUUUAAAGCUUGUCACAGUUUUGCAAAAUUGGCAUCAAGUGAUUAACAGCUAACGAAGAUUAACAUAAUUUUUAUAUCUCCUCGAGUGUGGUCUAAUUAAUCAGCAAGAUGAUGAAAAUGAAGCAACAGGGUUUGGUAGCAGACCUGCUACCAAACAUACGAGUGAUGCAAUUUUCUGGUCACUUCAUGUUCAAUUAUUACAACGAAGGACUGAAGUUUCCCCAUAGAGUAUUUUGCAUCGUCUCGUUUCUUCUCAUACUCGUCCAAUACUCGAUGAUGGGUAUAAAUUUGGCAAUGGAGGUCGGCGAUCCCGACGACAUGGCUGCCAACACCAUCACCAUGCUCUUCUUCAUCCAUCCGAUCGUCAAAACGAUCUACUUUGCCGCGAGGAGCAAGACGUUCUACAAGACUCUGGGCAUCUGGAACAAUCCGAACACACAUCCGCUGUUCGCCGAGAGCGACGCGCACUACCACUCGGUGGCCGUCCAGAAGAUGAGGAAGCUGGCCACCUUCGUCGGGGCUGCUACGAUAUUCACCCUGUUCGCUUGGACGACCAUCACGUUCUUCGAGGACUCGGUCAAGACCGUCGUCGACAAGGAGACGAACGAAACAACCAUCAUACCGAUACCGAGACUGCCUAUUCGGGCCUGGUAUCCGUUCAACUCAAUGAAAGGUUUCGGUCACAUCAUGGCCUUCGUCUAUCAAUUCUACUACCUCGCCAUGUGUCUCACCCUCUCGAUCUCUGUGGACGUUCUAUUCUGCUCGUGGCUGAUCUUCGCCUGCGAGCAAAUCAUGCAUCUGAAAGCCAUAAUGAAGCCGCUCAUGGAGCUCAGCGCGACACUCGACACGGUCGUGCCCAACAGCGGUGACCUCUUCAAGGCGGGUAGCGACGAUCAUCUGAGGGACACUAACGGGGUCCAGCCAGCCGGCGACGGAAUCGUCGACAGCGACGUGCGAGGAAUCUACAGCAACCGACAGGACUUCACGGCGACCUUCAGACCUACCGCGGGUACCAAUUUCAAUGGCAACGUCGGACCCAAUGGCCUUACCAAAAAGCAGGAAAUGCUCGUGCGUAGCGCCAUCAAGUACUGGGUCGAGCGCCACAAGCACGUCGUCAAACUUGUUACUGCGAUCGGAGACACAUACGGUGUUGCUCUGCUCCUUCACAUGUUGGCAACCACCAUCACUCUGACUUUGCUAGCUUAUCAGGCUACAAAGAUCAACGGAGUAAACCCCUACGGAGCUACUGUAAUAGGCUACUUACUUUACACGCUCGGUCAAGUAUUUCACUUUUGUAUCUUCGGAAAUCGGCUUAUUGAAGAGAGCUCAUCUGUCAUGGAAGCCGCUUAUUCAUGCCAUUGGUAUGAUGGAUCCGAGGAAGCCAAAACGUUUGUGCAAAUUGUGUGCCAGCAAUGCCAGAAGGCUAUGUCCAUUUCAGGGGCCAAAUUCUUCACUGUAUCGCUCGAUUUGUUCGCUUCGGUCCUUGGAGCCGUGGUUACUUACUUCAUGGUGCUGGUACAGCUGAAGUAAACUCGAAAUUUACUUGGAAAACUCGAGUCAACGUAUUACGGUCCGCUUUCGAAAUUUGCAUCAGUAUUCGCUAUUCAUCAUCUAUAGAACGCAAAGUUCUUGUGAAAGUGCGCGCAGUUUUCAGCAGUUCAAGCGAAAAUUUCUUAUACUGAGAUCAUUAGCUGAAAAACUAAGUAUCAUCUCUUCAUAAUCUCUGUACUUCUUGAAUGGAAGACAGUUCAUCCAUUUAUUUGCAGUUAAUUUAUUUUUUUAUUUUCUAUUCUAAGGUAAUUUCAUUAAUCACUAUUUUAUUAAAUAUUUUUGGUAUAAUUUUUUUUCCAAGUAAUUUUUCAUUAAAUAAAAAAUUAAACUUGAAAUGCUAGUUUAUCAUUUCUGAGGGUAUUUGUAUUUUAUUUAUCUAAAAUUUUUUAGUUUAUUACUUUACCUAUUUUUUAUUAAGCUUAAAAAAGUCAAAGAUUUUGUAAUUUAUUUACUAAAUUCAAAUAUCUCUAGGAUAAAUAGUCUUGGUCAACAACUUUGCUAUUAUAUACCUUUUAGUUUAAAAUUAUUCACUUAGAAAAACUGGGGAAUCUAUAUACGCUCUAAAAACCAAGAUGAUAAUAUAUACGUUUAUAAAAAAGAAUAAAUUUAUAAAAAAAAACUUCAAAAAGUAAUAGCUACACUGAUCACACUUCGUUACAAAUUUUUUAAAUAAACUCGAGUAAACAUAACUAAAAACACUGUUUAAUUUUUAUGAUAAUUAUAAUGAAUGUGUAAAAAACAACACAAAACAAUUUACGUGCAUAGAUCAGCUGUAGUUCAAUAAGUGAGCUAGAGCGUUAUUUAAAUUACAUAAUUUCUACGAAAUAAUACAAUAAUUUUUCUCGAAAUUGAUCAAAAAAAGUUUCUUGAAGCUCUGACGCAUUAAUUGAAGAAGAUAGUUUUGCAGUAUUAUUUUUCCACAUAAAAUAUUCUUACAAAAUUAGUUAAGGGUAGUCAUACACCAAUUCACUCAUUUUUGUCAUUUUUGUAAUAUAAACCACAGUUUAAUGUCAAUCUACAUUUUCAACAUAAAAUUGACAUCUUUGAGCCCUAAAAAUUGGGAAAAAAGUUGCAGAAUAGUCCUUUGCAUCUUAACAUAGCUUAUUUUUGCUAUUUUAGCCUUUCGGCACUGUGGAUAAGGAUAGUGGAUAAGGAUAGACUCUUUGCCAAUAGGAAUUGGCAAAGAGCAGUGAAUCGGUGUAUGACUCCCCUUAAUGUACCUCAUUUUUGGUUAAGAAGCUAAUUUUUUUUAAAUAUCAAUGUAUAACAAUUAUUUUCACUGUAAAUAUGACGCAAUAAUAUUUGGUAACUUGUAAUGCGAUGGCUUAUUUUUAUAAAUAAUCAAGUCAAUUUGUUUGAAUAAUACUUAACUGCUUGAAACUAUUAUGUUUAAGAAAUGAAAAUAUAUAAUAAGGUCUAUCACGAUGAACUUUGCUUAAAUAACAAUAAUGCAUCUGUGAUCACAAUGUAUAGAGAUCGUUUUCCAUACUAUCAUUAGACCUAUAGCAUCGAGUCAGAUAAUUCUCUGGGACAAAUUGAAUUAUUAUUUGAGAAAGUGUUAUUGCAUGGUUUUAGAUAUGUUUUAUUACUAUUUUAAAGAUUGAUAAAUAUGAAAUUACGUAUAUGCCAUACAAUAAAAAAACGAUAUCGGAUUUCGGGAUAAUUGAAACUUAAUUUAAUCUUUAGAAUUCCAUUAAUUAUUCACAAUUUAAAAAAUAUUAUCUAAAAUAAAGUUUUGAUAUAUUAAGUCGUACAAAAAUAAUUGCUUAAGAGGAUGGGUUUAUUAUUUUUUCAAUUGUAAUAUAUUAGUAAAGUAGAAAGUUUGUAAAUAUUUUUCUUAAGAGAGUGUCAGUUCGGCUGCCAAAGUAUGCGAACAUAACUUAUAGGUAAAGGUAUAAAUAACGUAGCAUUUAGGUAUACAUAGAUAAGAUCAUUUUGCCGCCUAAUAGACUCUCUUUUUUCAAUACUAUGAGUUUGAUUAAAUUUUUCUUCAUUCAUUUUAAAGUUUAGUAACGUGAAAUAUAAUCUAUAAAUCUUAGUCACUGCACUAACUUUUUCUUUAAAAACCUAUCUUCUUAAGAAUAUUUUUGGGCCAAUGAAAGAGUCUAAAUAUAAGUAAAAAGUUUAAUACGACAACUCAAUUAUUCAAAUUGUUAUAAAAUUUCCAGAGUUUUUAUUCUACGAUACUUAGAAGAGAAAUGAUAUUUAUUAUUACACAUUCCCAGAUAUUUUAUUUUACCAUGAAGGAUUGUGUUUUUAAAACAUAUCCUUUUUUUCAUUCUAUAAGUUUCAUAGAUUUAUGAUUGUAAGACGUAUGGUUUUUUUAAAAAACUUUUUCUAUCAUUUCUUUUUAUAUCAAAAAAAAUCUAAUAAGUUACUAUUACUGUAUUUCAUAGUUUACAGCAAAAAAAAAAAAACAAAUUCGAUUCGAUAGCGAAUUGACACUGUAAAAUUCAACGUUAUUUCCUUAAUAAAAAACAAUAAAAUAUUCUC
Messenger RNA from Trichogramma pretiosum, 4150 nucleotides. It is a transcript of the gene Orco, whose product is annotated as odorant receptor coreceptor. Gene Ontology annotation, molecular function: odorant binding; olfactory receptor activity. Gene Ontology annotation, biological process: detection of chemical stimulus involved in sensory perception of smell; sensory perception of smell. The record is from RefSeq and is a predicted model, not a curated record. The transcript has 9 exons. Gene Ontology annotation, cellular component: plasma membrane. NCBI's taxonomy places the organism in Eukaryota, Metazoa, Arthropoda, Insecta, Hymenoptera, Trichogrammatidae. The coding region runs from base 215 to 1636 and encodes 473 amino acids.